Messenger RNA from Eriocheir sinensis (Chinese mitten crab), 1959 nucleotides. RefSeq lists its product as uncharacterized. Gene Ontology annotation, molecular function: protein binding; carbohydrate binding. Gene Ontology annotation, biological process: biological process involved in interspecies interaction between organisms. The transcript has 10 exons. The coding region runs from base 68 to 1153 and encodes 361 amino acids. Gene Ontology annotation, cellular component: external side of plasma membrane. Lineage: Eukaryota; Metazoa; Arthropoda; Malacostraca; Decapoda; Varunidae. The record is from RefSeq and is a predicted model, not a curated record.
CAAUUCUCUUAAGUGGCAACACUGCUGAGGAGCCAGACAGGAUACUUCAGACCUAAGGGUAGACUCCAUGCUCAGGCCAGUCCCAGACUCAGUGUGUGCAGCGCCUGUGUGCGUGCUGGUGGCUCUGCUUUGUUCCGGUGGGCUUGCUGAAGACACGUUCAGGUCAGCUACCAGGAUGGUGUCCGCACUGGCCUGCCCGCGGCUGGUCCUCGCCCUCGCCCUCGUCCUCGCCCUCCUCCACUCAGCAGAGGGAGAGUGUAGCCACAACAUGAUCGAGUGCAACACUGGAGGAGAUUGCAUUGCCAAAUCUAGAAUUUGUGAUGGCCAUAGACACUGUUCAGACGGCUCGGACGAGGACUUCUCAAUAUGCAAGUUCUGGCCCCCGAGAAGCAACAGUUGUCUUCAGGAGUCCAGAGAGAUGAGGUUCAACUACGCAGGGAGAUGUUACAACAUCCAUCAAAUAUGCCAGAACAGCGAUUGGUCCAAAACGCUCAACUCCAGAGUCUGUCAGAUUGUCCUCCUACCUAAACUUGAGCCUCAACAGGAAAUAAUGAACAUGACCGAUGAAUUGGUCGCCUCGCUGAGUUCAGCCGUCAAUUCCACCCAUGACCCGAGAAAGGAGGACUGUCCCAUGCUGUACACCCGCGUCGGAAACGAUUGUCUCUCUUUCUUCUCACCCGCAAAGGUGGCGUGGCCCGAGGCUCGACAGUUCUGCCGGAGCAUCUACGGUGACCUGUGGCACUUCACGGACAUUGCAUCGUACGGGCACCUAAUGGCCUUUAUAAGGGAAGAACAGUUCACCUCCAACUACUGGAUUGGCGGACGUUUUGACCUCGACACCAACGCCUGGUCGUGGACGACGGAUGACUCUGUCAUGCCCCUUGGCGCUCCCUACUGGACACUGAAACAAGAAGACUUGUGUGUUCCCCGCGCCCCGCCACACAUCGACCCAUUCUCGGACCCGCCCGCCUCUCAGCCCGGCGCACCCUGUUAUCGCACUGUGUUGUCCCCUAAGGAGAGGUCUCCUGGCUUGUGUGCAGCAAUGACCUACGAGAACUACUACUUCUGGUCCGACGAGGCGUGUGAGGAAACCUUCAGCCCGCUGUGCGUCUUCACUGGGUCCUCCGACAAACAGAAGGCCGACAACAAUUAGAAAGGAACUGCUACGCUGUUGACGCUGACGCAACACGACACUGCUUACUUCCUUUCUUUGAUUAAUGUUUUCCAACGGUUGACAAUGUAAUGUAAAAGCUGAUUUAAUCAAGUAGUUACUUAUAAUUAUGCAUAAUUACACAGUGGUAAAAGAAACUUAAUCAUUGCUGAAGUUAAGUAUUGAUUCCAUUACAACUGUAUGUAACCUAAUACCUAAAAAAAAGAGUUACUUCUUUUUGACAAGCAAGUCUCCCUGCCACUAGGCAGUAAAACGAAUGAAAAAUGUUCUGCUGGUUACAAACUUCCAAUUGCAAGUCUGAAAUGUAAUUAUUUAUACUCAUACCUUAACUUAAUAUCAUUAUGUACGGAACACACUGUACUCAACCACUCUUCCUUACACUUGAUUUCUCAUUUUAUUGUAGUUUUCCAUGUAUUCAGGAUGAGCAGGCACAGCGCACGUUUCAGUGGUAAACUGUCCUAUGGGAACAUUCUCGACGCUCCUUUCCACAUAACGAUCUUCUCGAAGUGUCUCAGUUGCACUUAUGCCUUGUGCAGCCAAUGAUUCUGGUUAGGGUAAUGAAGUAAAAAGAUUGUAAAAAAAUACAGGUUGAUCUGCUCCUCGGCUGAUCUGCUCAUUUCAGGGUUGUUUGAUUAAAAUCAGUGAUUUAAAUCAAAUUAUUAAAAAAAAAAUCAGAUUUAAAUAGAUUUAAAUUACAUGAUUUUUUUUAAAUGUCAUUGAUAUAAAUCUUGAUUUUAUUGCAGGGCAACAAUAAAGAACGGAAAAAAAUAAACAAAGAGAACACUAAA